AUGUCCCAUUUUUGCUUUCAAUAUGGACAUCGGCCCAAGGAGCAGGCCAGACCCGUUAAUCCUGAAAUCCGUCAGUACUUCGACCCAGAUCUACCAAUCUAUGGCCCUUGGAAACUUUGGCAAACCAAGCCAGAGCUUCCUUCGACCGAAGAAAUCCUCGGAACAGAUAUACCGGGAGAUGUUGUUGCUCUUACCCCCAAUUUCAUUUCAGAACCUUGGGUUUCCAAGGAGGAAUACCUAGAGGCCCAUUAUGCAUUGAUCCGGGAAGACUCAGUUGCACCACUUCGAAAUGCUGUGGCCCGGGUUCGCGCUGAUCCUUUUAUGAAAGAUACUCCGGACGUCUCUAUCUAUGAGAAGGUCUUCGUUGUCGGUGUUACCCUAGCCCGCUCGGGUUUGGCGUUGCACAUCCAAUUCUCUACUCGCCGCGCGGGCAAAAACAUUGCCUGGACAUACUCAAACCGUCUUAAUCCUGGAGCAAUCGUUGCCUUAACCCCCAAGCGCAACGCAUUCUUGAGCAAAUGUGUUGUCGCUGUCGUGGCUUGUCGGCUGCUGGAAGCGGUUGAGAAAGACCCCCCAGAGGUCGAUCUCUUUUUGGCCUUGCCCGACGAUAUCGAGGUUGAUCCACAGCAAGAAUGGAUCAUGGUUGAGGCUCGAGCGGGAUAUUUUGAGGCAAACCGACACACCCUGACAGCACUGCAAAAGUUGUCAAAGGAAAGUUUUCCGUUGAACGAACACAUCUGCAGCUUGGCAGGAGACAUUGAUGCACCGGGGUACAUUAACACCGCCCCAAACAUGGACUUCAUGACAUUGUCUGAAGUCUCGUCACUCGAUAUCACCAGAAAAUACGACAUCCUCGAGCGAUGGCCCUCCCAGCCAAUGGGAAAGCUAGAUGCAUCCCAAUGGUCAGCCCUGAACCGAAUGUUGACUAAAAAGCUGGCCAUCAUUCAGGGUCCUCCUGGAACAGGCAAGACCUUCACCUCCAUCGCUGCUCUAAGGAUGAUGCUCUCAAACAAAGGGCCAAAGGAUCCACCGAUCAUUAUUACUGCUCAAACUAACCAUGCUCUCGAUCAACUGAUCAAGCAUAUCUCGGUGUUUGAGAAGAACUAUGUCCGGCUGGGUGGGAGAACUUCCGAUCCUGAAAUUCGCAAGCGCACCCCUUUUGAGAUCAGACAAAACCAAGGUCUAUUGACAAUUGAGGGAGGUUUGAUGACUCCAAUGAGAAAAAAACAAAACAAACUCGCGGCUGAGCUUGAUAAGCUCCUAAAACCACUUGCACCAUCAAACAACAGCAAUCCUCUUGCAGCAUCUCUAUUUUUGGAGCAUGAUCUUUUGAGCCAAGAACAGGUUGAUUCCUUGCAAGAGACCGCACAUAAAUGGCAGCAAUCCAACAUCCCUGCGAAUGCCGAUCCUUUGGCGGCUUGGCUUGCGGACUGCGUGAGGGAGUUUGACUCCGAAUACGACGGUGACUUCGGGUUCGUUGAUGAUGAUAUUGACCUGGAGUACGAGCAACUCAAGGAGAUCGAAGUCGAACAUGGAAGAUAUGAGGAUGACUGGUCGACUUUCAGAACCCGUUUUCUCCCACUAUCGCCUGGUCUUUGCAGCUCCAACACUGCCAAAGUCUCUCGGGCAACGGUUGAAAAUCUGCUGAAAGAGAAAGACCUUUACAACAUUCACAAGAGAUAUCGCGGUGCUGUUUAUGACCACUUACGUGGGCAGCUGAUCGCUAUCCUGGGAGAACAUGUGCAGCGCCUCGCUCAAGCUUACCAAGAUUGCUCGACCAAUUUCCAAAUUGGUAGAUUUGAACGGGACUACUGCAUUCUCCAGGAGGCUAAGAUCAUCGGCAUGACCACCACUGGCCUGAGUAAAUACAGAGGACUGGUCUCGAGUUUGAAUCCACGAGUCAUUUUGAUUGAGGAGGCAGCAGAGGUACUUGAGGCCCCAGUUGCAGUCGCUUGCCUUCCAUCACUUCAGCAUCUGAUUCUUGUUGGUGACCACCAGCAGCUGAAAGGUCAAUGUGCCGAGUAUGAACUGUGCGGCGAACCUUUUCACCUCGAUGUCUCUAUGUUUGAGCGUCUGAUGAUAAAUAAAAUGCCAUACGCCAUGCUCCAAGAGCAAAGACGAAUGGUGCCAGAGAUCAGAAAGCUUGUGGUCCCCAUUUAUGGGGAUCUUCUUCGUGACCAUCCGUCAGUUGAGGAUCACCCUUUUGUUCCUGGUAUGGGAGAUAAACGAUCCUUCUUUUUCGACCACACCGCGCACGAAAGCAACGACAGUCUGUUAUCAAAGGUGAAUGACUUCGAGGCAUCAAUGGUGGUUAAUCUACUUGCCUACCUUGUGAUGAACAAAGUUCCGGCAGCUAGUAUCACUGUUCUCACUUUCUACAAUGGCCAACGAAAGCUCAUCAUGCGAAAGAAGUCGCAGAAUCACAAUGUCUCUAAAUCAUACAUCAAUAUACUGACCGUAGACUCAUACCAAGGAGAAGAGAACGAUAUUGUUAUCCUCUCGCUUGUUCGAUCCAAUGAUCAUCGAGGUAUCGGCUUUCUCACACAGGACAACAGAGUCUGUGUUGCCUUGUCCCGCGCUAAAUACGGUCUUUACAUCUUUGGCAACGCACAAUGUGUUAGCAAACAUAGUGAUUUCUGGUAUGCUGUUACCAAUGUGAUGUCUGAAAAUCAGGAAGACCCCCGUAUUGGCCCAGCUCUACCUCUUUAUUGCACAAGACACAACCAAGAAACCCUCAUCGAAACUCUCAAGGACUGGAAUGCCAUCAGUGACGGUUGCAACAAGCCUUGUGGCAGGGAUUUGCCAUGCGGACAUCCAUGUCCCCGCAAGUGCCACGGUUCUGAGCAUGAUUGGGUGUCUUGCAAACAGCGCUGCCGUGAAAUUCGCGAGUGCUGCAGCACGCCCUGCAUUUGUGUGUGCUCUCCACCACACACCCAUGAUUGCUGGUGUGGGAUGGGUAAGGACAACAAAACCCAGGUCUUUGACGCCGGAUCCGACUGGGAUGACUUCGACCACGACGAUGAUGAUCGUGACGAGAAGAUCGGUCCCAUCACCCGGGACCGAGCCCCAAUCCGUGCCCCUACCUCCACCUCAGAGGACAAAGCAAUGCGGUAUGCUGAGGGUGUGCGCCGAUGGCAGGCAUUUGCGCAGGGUGGCGCCGUGUUGGAUGAUUAUCGUAGGGCUGGGCUGAUAGUUAGAGGGAAACGUCCUGAGAAAGAUGCCACGCCAGUUGAACAGAACGUGGUUGGUCCGGUCGAAGGAACCCUAAUCAACUUCGACGACGAUGACGACGACGACGACAAUGAUCGUCAGGCCGACGUUCCGGAUAUGGGGGAAGACGAACCUGCCGUCCAGGCCAGGGGAGACUUGGUUACGUAUGACGGGGCUGGUGAUGGUCUGGCCGAAGCUAUGGGUGAAAUACAAGACACACUUCCCGCUCAACUCGACGAAGACUUGAUGACCUUCGAAGAGGACGGUCACAGCCUGGCUGGAGGUGAGAGUCCAGAGCAAGACCCGCUUCCUGCCGCGGUUGAGGAUGACAAUAAUUUGGCCGGUGGUUCGAGUCUAGCCGACGUCCUGCUCACUCCUAGCGUCGUGGAAGACGUGAUCUCUCCCGCGGAGGGGCAGCUGAUCGAGCUAUCCUAG
Molecule: messenger RNA, 3645 nt
Organism: Penicillium samsonianum
Lineage: Eukaryota; Fungi; Ascomycota; Eurotiomycetes; Eurotiales; Aspergillaceae
Exons: 6
Coding region: 1-3645 (1214 amino acids)
Biological process (GO): regulatory ncRNA-mediated heterochromatin formation
Cellular component (GO): nuclear RNA-directed RNA polymerase complex
Molecular function (GO): helicase activity
Source: RefSeq, a predicted model, not a curated record